UAUGGCGCAGCAGCGACUGGGAUAACGAAUAUCAAAAGGGGAUUUAAAUCCGUGGAAGUUUCUGUAAAGGUGUCGGAAUCCUAAAAUGCAUGUGUGAAAUGGUCUCAAUUUUGGAAUCUUGGAAGACGACGGCAUCAUUGAUGAACAUAACGUGGCUGGGAUUAAGGAAUACCUUCCAUUGCAUUCAUAAACAUUUCUUUAGGACUCACAACCCUUGAGUUGUCUGUGAUUCAUAUAAACAGCAACUACUUGAUUUUGUCAAACGCACAACAAUGGCUGGAAAAACAGGGAGAAGUGAUGUGGCUUUAGAUGUAGGAAGGCUUCAAGAAGAGCAUAAAAAGGUGGUGAAAGGCUGUGAGGGCCAGAUUGAACAUUGGCAAAAAAUUGAGAAGGACUAUGACUGUCUUCAAGAGCGUCUCAAAACCCUUCCUGACCAGCUGUCCUAUGACAUUAUGGUACCGUUUGGGCCUCUGGCCUUCAUGCCAGGGAAGCUGGUUCACACCAACGAGGUGACCGUUUUGUUGGGUGACAACUGGUUUGCGAAAUGCUCUGCCAAACAGGCUGAGAAGAUCGUGGAACACAGGAAGACACAUGUGAAAAAGACUCUUGAUGACUUGCACAAAGUGGUAAAGAAUUUUGAAGGCAGAGCCAGCUUUACAGAAGACCUGGACCGGGUUUCAGGGAGUAAAGGGGACUAUGUGGACAUCCGAGAAAAGGUGCUAAAUGAGGAAGCAACGACCAAAGGAAAGCGGCGCAUGGCCCACAAGCCACACUCCAAGCCGAAGAUCGACUUUGCGGUAGACCUCAUCGAGGAGGUAGACAUAGAGGAGGAGGAUCAAGGGGUGAAGGUGAAGGUCACCGAGACGGAAGGCAGCGAUGGCGGUGACCAUGAAGGGGUGCUGACUGAAGAGGACCUCUGGGCUCAACUGGAUGCUCUGGAGGCCCAGGAGGAACAGCUGGACGAGCGCGACCGGAUGUGUGACAGCACAGACACAAACGGGGAGGACACCUCGUCCUCUUCCUCCGAGGAGGAGAAGGAGCGCGAUGGCACAGGCCAGACCAACGGCAACCCUGAGGAAGACCAUGGGACAUCAGACACGCACAACAGGCAGCUCAACGGAGUCCUACAUACACACCCUGAGGAAGAAGAGGACGAGGAGGAGGAUGAUGAUGAAGAAGAGGACCCCAAUGCUCUGCCCACCAUCUACUUCUCUCACACCGUGGAGCCCAAGAAGGUGCGCAUCAACACGGGGAAGAACACUAUGCUGAAGUUUAGUGAGCGCAAGGAGCAAAUGGAGCAGGCCAAGAAGAAGAAGAAGAAGAUCGGCAAAGCCAAUGGCCACUCUCGCCACGACCAACACCACAAGAUCACCUCACCAGCAGACAUCUACAGAUUGUUUGUCGACAAGGUGAACGGCGAGCUGAUCCCGCGCAAGUCCAUCCUGAAGUCUCGUAGCCGCGAGAACAGUGUGUGCAGCGACACGAGCGAGAGCAGCGCGGCGGACUUCGAGGAGCGGCGCUCCAUGCUGUCCCGCGCCUUCAGCCACGACGACAACACGCACAGCGACACCAGCGACUACGUCACUGAGGAGGACAGCCCGCCCGGCGUCCCCACGCACACGGGCAGCCGCUUUGAGGCGUUUUCUGGCACAGUGGUUGAGAAGGAUCCCCUGCCCUCCUCCAUCCCCCAUCUGACCAUCGCCCCGCCCGCCUUACCCACAAUCCUCGAGCGCAAGUCGGAGGAGCUGUGCACAGAGACGCCUCAGGAGCCACCUAAGAGGGUGUCCAAGUUCAAAGCUGCCCGAUUACAGCAGAAAUGAGAAGUUACCACACACAUUCACAUGAUGCACACAGCCAGUAAAAGAAACAGAAACGCCUGCACACUAAUCCAUACCUACAUAACCGAAUCUCUUUUGUAUAGAACUUAGAGCUCUGCCUAAAGGUGAUGAUUCACAAGGAAAUUUUUUGAGCAAUGUUUCUUUGGAAUGAUACGAUAAGAUUUUGUUUGGUACGUUUCUCACUAUAACUGUUGAUGAGCCAUGUUGUCUUGAUAAAACUAACAGCUUUUUUUAAUGUUUCCAUCAAAAACACUGGCCAAUCAUGAUGUUGCCCAGCAACGUUGCACCAAAAAGUUGCCUCAUUAACUGUAUCACCACCUGUUGGCUAUGUUCAGCACCUGUGAUCCCCCCCGCCAUGCCCAUCCUUCCAGGGUGCUGGCUCAUGAUGAUUCCCCACUGCCUCAGCCUAGCAGUUCAGUUAGCUGGUGGUGACGGAGCAGUGAAGAGGGUUAGCAAGGCCGGGACACUACUCCCCACUCUCCCUCUCUGCCUCCUAGUGUCAUCUUUCACAAGUUUCUUUAACGAAUGGCUAUUCCAUCCUUUUCCACCAGCUAUCCAUGUUCUGACCUGACGCAUGCUUCUGGCAUUAUCCACAUGAGAUUACAAGUAUGUCAUCUUGCAUAUUUUGCAUUUUAUCGUCUUAUGUUAAGAGAACCAAAUGAGUUGCUGGUGAACUGCAUUGUGUGGGCCUCACAAUUUGGGACUGGCUGUAGUUGCAGUCUUGGAUUAGAAAAUGAUACACACAUGUGUAUCAAAAACCUCACACACCCUACCCAACCCCAUGCUUACAGCUUUUGUAGAUUUCAAACCCUGUUUUGUAGAAGACUGCGGUUUUGUACACACGCAAUAAAAAUAAGUUUUGUAUGAAUUUGUGAUUUGUAUGGCGCCAGAUAUCAGACGGAUCAUGCUCUUCAUGCAGCUUUUUGUGUACUUAUUCGACGACUUUUGUGCUCUUUACAGCAUGCUGCUUUCCCCUCGCUGCUAUUCCCUGCCUUCCCAGCCACUUGUAGACCCUACUGUCUUGCACAGCUAAACAAGAAGCUGAUUUUUUUAGUGCAAAUACCCCUUUUAUGUUGCCCUCACAUUAAUAUAAGUAGACUGACAAUUAUAACCCCGAAGCCAGUAGUUGUGUGUUGGUGAAGCCACAAUAAUACUGUUUGCCAUUGCUAAUAUCCACAAGGUUUUUUGUUUGUUUGUUUGGUUUUAUACACUACCUUUCUGCUCUGGGGAUGGGUAAAGGCUUGAGAACAAAAUAGUCUUUUCCAACCUUUUGCUUUAUUUUGUCUUUUUGUUACUUUGAAUGUACUGUACAUCAACUUCCUGUUAUGACUGAAAACAGAACAAAAAAUGUCGCUGUGAACUUGAAAAAUAUAAAUAAAUGUUUUGUUUUUCUCUGAAAA
Molecule: messenger RNA, 3238 nt
Organism: Engraulis encrasicolus (European anchovy)
Lineage: Eukaryota; Metazoa; Chordata; Actinopteri; Clupeiformes; Engraulidae
Gene: uri1
Product: URI1 prefoldin like chaperone
Exons: 11
Coding region: 273-1820 (515 amino acids)
Biological process (GO): negative regulation of phosphatase activity; negative regulation of transcription by RNA polymerase II
Molecular function (GO): chromatin binding; phosphatase inhibitor activity; transcription corepressor activity
Source: RefSeq, a predicted model, not a curated record